UUUAGAUUUUCAUUUUCGGUGAUUGGCGAACUUUUUACAACAUUAUUUCACUUCUGUGUUAAAGUCAAAGAGAAGAGGUGAAGCUCAAAAUCGCGCUAUGCGUAACUAUCAAAACUUGACUGCGCUGCCACGAUGAUGUCCAAAACGACGCCGCUCACCCGCUCUCUCGUACGCUAGCACCGCCUCAGCCGCUGCAAAAAUUGUCGGCGUUCACGCAUUAGAAGCCAUCUGCGACGCGAGAUGGAGUACCCCUCCCCGCACACGAACUUCUUCCCCCUGACGCUUCCGUCUCCGACGCUGACCUUCGAUCAUGGAGGACGGCAGCAAAGUCAACAGCAGCUCGUGGCGUCUAAUUCCGAAACCGCGGAGGCGCUGCGAGUGGCCGAAGAGAAGAUCCAGGAGAUGGAUAGGCAGUAAGAAGACGUGUUGUUUUAAAUCUCAUCUUGCACCUCACAUGAUAAUGAUUCGGAACGGAAAAUUCAGAUGAAACGUGCGACUUUCUUGAUAGAUCGUCCUUGAAGAUCUUCUUCAUUGCGUCAAAAAAUCCCUUCCUAGGUUCGCCCAGCAAGUUCAGUUGGAAAUGGAGAGGUACCGUGUAGAGCAGGUGGAACCGCAAAUCGAACGCCUUCAUUACGUCAUCCGUGGGCUGGAGGAAGUUGCGCGGCAACGCGACGGAGAACUGACGGAAGCGCGUGAGAUGGUGCAGGAGCUGGAGAUGCGCAACAGCGUUUGCAUGAACGAGCUGCAGCAGGCGCGGACCCCGGGCUCUGCUACAUUCGACGAGGGACUGCUGCAAGAACGUGGGUUCUCAGAGAACCUUGUUCCCGCCCGCAGGUCGAGUUCGUUUUCCGUAAACUACGGCGGAGGAGGAGGUGGAGGAAGAAGCAACAGCAGCCGAAAUUACAACCAUAACGACCAGACGAGAAGCAGAUCCGGUAGCAGCGGAACGCGGCGCAGUCGCACCUGGUCCAAUUCGCGCCCGAAUCGAUCGGACUGCUUCAACGGGCAGGACACGAUUUUCGUCGAUGACAUUGCACUCGACGAACUGCAACAGCACCAGCACUUGACAGAACAUCUUCACCCGAAGAAGAGACUUCACGCCGCCACCGCAUGGCGAAGCAGACUGAUGAAACGCUGCUGCUUUUACCAUUGGAAAACGUUCGGUCGUAAGGCACGCACUUCAUUCCGCCUGCUAGCCCACGCUGCCGUCCGGUACAGCUGGCAGGUUUUCCGGGCGAGAGGGAUCAUGGUAGACAACUACAAUGGCAAGAACACUUUUUACGAUUAUCAGCCCGAUUCAUCCGGAUUAUACAACAACUAUGAUCCGCGGACGCAGUCUUUUCCAAACUACCCUGCAAAAACGCCGAAUUCCUGCACGACUGCAACUUCCGCUGACAACUACACGUUGUACGAAAACGUACCCCAGUAUCCGCUCGACGUGGAGGAUGCGGGUGGCAGCGUCGGGGGGUACAACCACGAGAGGUUUUCCCGCUUUGCGAUUUCGCAGCACAGCAACUUCACCACUGUCCCCCGGGCGGACAUCGCGCUGUUGCACGCGCUCUGUCUCUGCUUCUACAACAAAUACAUCCGGUCGAAAGCGCUGCAAGCCUGGAAAGCGGGGGUCCUGCAGGGACGGGAGAAAAAGCGACACAACGCCUUUCAGCUGGACCUCGCUGCGCAGACCGAACAUGCACGGGCGCAGAACCGCCGCGUAAGGUCGCACAACCGUAAAACUGCGAUGACCUUCGCGAACGUCCGCGAUUUUCUGCAGUUGAAAAACGUGUUUUGCGCUUGGACUCGCAUCACGUACGAAAUGAAAGACGUGGUGGCGCGGCAGCACGAAUUUUUGGACGACAUGCGCGAGCGUUUGGAGGAGCAAGCGUUGUUGCGUAAUGCGGUAAAAGGAUGGUUUGCAGUUCCGUCCAAGAGAAAGCAGAGGUCGCAGCGAGCUACGGUGUGUGGAAAACUGUUGGAAAACGUCUCGAAGCGAUUCGUCUUGACUGCCUGGGGAAAGCAGGCGGAGAAAGAAAAAGCUGCUCGUGCCGGGAGCGCAAUCCGGAGGAGAGCGGUGUCUUUUUUGGCGAAGAAGGCGAACACACAACUUUUGCGCACAGCACUCGGGCAAUGGCAAGACGAGGUGAAUGAACAGGCGAGCCAGCGGCUGAACCGAUUGAAUCAUGAGAUGAAAGCCGAAUCGGCGAAAGCAGCCUACAUCGAUCUAUUGCGGAAGAAAUUACAGGCGGAAAAGAAAGCAGCGCUUCGCACUUGGAGCUCGCUCUCCAUGUCGCUGAACGCUCGACGUGCGUUUGUCCUCCCAAGAGCAGAACGACAUUGCGCCGCGACAGCGUUUGCUGUUUGGCGAGCCACCGCUGCUCCCCCGCUUCGUUCCCGGAAGUUGGGGUUUACGCGAACCGUUUUCGAUUCCUGGCGCCAGUACUGUUUGCGGACCUCUGUGGCCUCGAAUUCCAUCGAAAUUGGCAGCAAAGUUCAGAAAAGAGCCUUCCUCCACGACCUGUUCGCUUCGUGGCAGAAGAGCGCAGCUGAAGGAUUGUCGUCUUCUCGCAUCUGCAACGCCACCGCCGCGCCAUUCUCGGCCUGCAGAACCCAUCCAAGGCUUCUCCCACAAGCAAUUUUUGCGAAUUGGGUCACGGCGGCCCAGAAAACGAGAGCGGACAGGAUUCAAGCCAGGCUGGACCUUCUACGGGCGAAGUACAUAACGGAUCGCGCGAGGCAAAAAACCUUGCAAAUUGCCUUCGCCUUGUGGCGAACAGCAAAGUGCGAGACGACGAAGGAAAGGAAGCAGUACACGGAUGAAAAGCAGCAAACCAACUUCGACCGAAUGCUGCAAAGGGAUCGACACCUUCGUCAGCAGUACUUGCGUGUUUGCACGACCCGCGAAAUCGAGGAGCUGCAACGAUUCUUCUUCCAGUUUUGGGCGGCAAUUACCAGGCAGGAAGCCCGAUUCAAUGCACGGGAUGCAGAAGACCGCAGACUGGUGAGCACUUUCUCGUUGGCGAAACUCCAAGCACAGCGCCCGUUUCUCCGCCUUCUGCACGACGACAUUUUUCACUUGAACACGCAGCUGGUGUUCUACGGAUGGAAAACGCAAGUCGCGGGCGCAAGGAAGGUUCUGGACUUCGAUCCGCCGAAGAACUCUGUUGUUCAACAGGCCGUUUGUGGAGAUCAACAGCAGGACAAGGAGAACAAAGUCGCUGCAAUUGAUAACAAGGACCUGUUACGGCAAAGCAAUGAAUCACCAAGCAAAAAGGCUCUCUCCUCGCUCGCGAACAGAAGUCCGGAGACGAAGUUUCUGAAUCGCCCACUGCAGGAACUAGAAACGAGCUCAGGUAUUAGCUCCCCCGCAAGAGGAGCUGCGAGAAUUUCCUCGAAGUUGCUGAAGUUCGGUCCGAAAAGUCCGAACAUCUCGGCGAUUGGCUUCCCGCCCGCGAUGCAGAAUCAUCACCAGAUCAACGUGGACUGGAGCGCGUCCAUCGUCCAUCCGGAAGUAGAGAUGACGCAGCUGAUGCAACUCCAGAAGAAGCAAACAAGUUUGUUCGUGACCACAUGCGAGUCGGUGUACCAGAAGGUCGCAGAUCGGGACUUGCUACUUUUGCUGUUCAAGACCUGGGUAGCGUACGCAGAGAAGAAAAAACGCACGAAGGCCCACACGGGGCAACUGCGCGAGCUGCGAGAAACAACACUGAAUCUCGUUGCCGACAUCCUCCAACGAGACUCCGCAAAAAAGCGACAGAAAACCGCUUUCGAAGCGUUUCGCCUAAUACGGAACAAUCGGGGUUCUUUGGUUGUACGAGAAAGACCCGACGGUGGUCCUCGUCCAUUGGUGCAGCAGCAGAAGGAGCAAAAUAAUCCACAAGCCGCCACCUCCGCUAUGGAGGGUUCUUCGCAGCUAGUAGCCGCGCCAAAAGCAUCAAAACCUGCAGAAUCGCCAGAACAGCAAGCCGUUGAGCUUUUCCCUGCGGAAAUAGAGCAACCACAAGUGCCGUCUCCCAUAGAAGAACUAGAGUACAACACGACCCCAAUCGAAGCAGACAAUCAGCGAUAUGAUCCGCGUGUGGAACCAAGCUUCUCUGUUCGCAUCGACAACCUGAAAAGCACAGCGUCUCCCGCCUCCUAUACUACCGCAAACCGAGCGACGACGAAGCGCCGCCACUCGACCGCUGGCAUCAGGACGAAAACCAAUUACACACAGCAACCUCAACAACCUCGGCGAUCGACCAUUCUGGCACCAACCCCAACCGCGUAUCUGGAAGAGCCAGCGCGCAGCUCGAGUAUGAUCGACGCCGCGACGAAGGACACCUACAUCCGCGUGUUGAAUUCCUCGCGCACAACGCGUUCCAGGCUGUCCACACGGGCACAACAAGACCAAAACUUCUCUUUGCAGGCAUUGAAUGUCGGUUUUCAGCCGUUCACGUAAAGAAGACAGAAUCAAAUGCCGCACUGGAAGAGGAGGAGGUCAUCGAAACUGUAUUGAUGAAGGUCUAGUGUGGUAUGUGAAUAAAAACCAAAACUAUCAAAUAGAAGAUGGUGGUCGAACCACAGUCUGACAUGUCGUUCCGAGUUAAUUAUGGCGCUCUGUUUUCCUCGUCCUCCACGCUACCAAAACAAA
Amoebophrya sp. A120 is the source of this 4627-nucleotide messenger RNA. The record is from the annotation of a GenBank genome assembly. Lineage: Eukaryota; Dinophyceae; Syndiniales; Amoebophryaceae.